UUCACCCUGGCGGCCGGCGAUGAGCUGGGCGUUCCGGUGGCGUUUUUGUGGACUAUCAGCGCUUGUGGCUUCUUGGGUUACAUGCAUUAUGCUCAAUUGAUGGAAAAGGGUUACACACCUUUCAAAGAUGAGAGUUACUUCACAAAUGGGUACUUAGAAACAGAGUUGGAUUGGGUAAAAGGCAUGAAGGACAUACGUUUGAGAGAUCUUCCAAGCUUCUUAAGAACCACAAAUCCAGACGAAUUUAUGCUCAAAUACGUGAUACAAGAAACAGGGCGAGCCAAACAGGCCUCUGCAAUUAUCCUCAACACAUUCAAUAAAUUAGAGGAAGAAGCUCUGACCGCCCUUCAGUCAAUGCUGCCGCCGCCCGUCUACGCCGUCGGCCCCUUACAGCUCCUCCAGAGAGAAAUCGAGGACAAAACCGUAAAAUCAAUCUCAUCCAGCCUCUGGAAAGACGACGACGCCUGUCUCGGCUGGCUCGACAAGAACCAGCCGAACUCCGUCGUCUACGUGAACUUCGGCAGCAUAACGGUGAUGUCGCCCGACCAGCUAGUCGAGUUCGCGUGGGGGCUGACCAACUCUAAAAAACCAUUCUUGUGGAUCCUACGACCCGAUAUUGUCGCCGGGGAAGCGGCGAUUCUGCCCCCGGAGAUCCUGGAAGAGACGAAAGACAGGGGAAUGAUCUCGAGCUGGUGCCCGCAGGAGAAAGUCCUGAACCAUCCGGCGAUCGGAGGGUUCUUGACUCACUGCGGGUGGAAUUCAACUCUCGAGAGCAUAUAUAGCGGCGUGCCGAUGUUGUGCUGGCCGUUUUUUGCGGAGCAGCCGACGAACUGUUGGUUUUCUUGUACCAAGUUGGGGGUUGGGAUGGAGAUUGAUGGAAAUGUGGAGAAGGGGGCAGUGGAAAGGCUUGUGAGGGAAUUAAUGGAUGGGGAGAAGGGAAAGGAGAUGAAGAAGAAAGCCAUGGAAUGGAAGAGGUUGGCUGAAGAUGCUAUAAGUACCCCCAAUGGCUCAUCUUGUCUCAAUUUGCAAAGGCUCAUCAAUGAUCAUCUUUUAUCUCCAAAACGGUGUUAAUCACCACAUUCGUCUUGUUUGAAUUAUAUGAUUUGGUCUCUCCACCUUCUCAAAAAAAAAAAAACAGUUUGAAGAGCAAUUUGGAAUAUCGAGAAAUACUCCUUCGUACAUUUCAUCAAAGCAUUUCAAUACUUGUUUCUAAUUUCUCCAUAUACCUCUGUAGUUUCUCUGUUUUAUUUUAUUUUAACGUAACGAGAUUAACUCAUUAUUACUAGUUCACUUUCUACUUUUGCAUGUUAACUAAUCACUUUAACUGCUCAUUAUUGGUAAAACCUUGUACUUUCU
This is a messenger RNA of Cuscuta epithymum, 1356 nucleotides long. The record is from the annotation of a GenBank genome assembly. Lineage: Eukaryota; Viridiplantae; Streptophyta; Magnoliopsida; Solanales; Convolvulaceae.